Messenger RNA from Photinus pyralis (common eastern firefly), 1661 nucleotides. Its product is annotated as leucine-rich repeat-containing G-protein coupled receptor 6-like. The record is from RefSeq and is a predicted model, not a curated record. The transcript has a single exon. Gene Ontology annotation, molecular function: protein binding. Gene Ontology annotation, cellular component: extracellular matrix. Bases 13 to 1038 code for a protein of 341 amino acids. Lineage: Eukaryota; Metazoa; Arthropoda; Insecta; Coleoptera; Lampyridae.
AAUCGCUUCGCGAUGAUCAAAUCUUGCUUGUUACUGUGGUUCUUGCUAAAAAUUUCGAUCCAGUGUGUAGUGCCUAGUUUCAAAAACAACAUAAUAGAGGUAAAUUUUCAAAAUCAAACAAUAAGUGGUUGUAUAUCACCGGACACCAUUGGAUUUGAAGGUACAAUUUCCGAUAUAGAAGUAAAAAAUCAAGAUAUUCAAGAUUUAAAUUACGGUGCAGUUCAGAGAAUUUCAAGCAAAUUUCGUAUCGACUUCGUCAGUACCAACAUCGAUAUUAUAAGAGCAGGAGCCUUUUUGGAUCUUCCCAAAGUUAAUGUAAUAUCUUUCAUGAGCAACGAACUUUCCUGGAUCAGUGAAAAUGCAUUUCAAGAUUUGCCUUCGUUAAAUCUAUUGUACCUCAACUAUAAUAAGAUCGCCGAUGUGUCGCCGCGUGCCUUUAAUAACCUUCCAAACUUACAGACAGUCACUUUUAUCGGAAACAAUUUGGAAAAUUUUGACCAAUCGUGGUUUUAUAAAACGCCACGUCUUCUAUCCUUAAGAUUGGAACAGAAUCGCUUGCGUAAUAUUCCACGAAGUGCCUUUAUCAACCUACCGUCUAUUGGGUACCUAUGGAUUAAUACAAAUGAAAUAGAGUUCGUCGACAAAGAGGCUUUUAAAGGAUUAAGAAAUUUGCAACUUUUGGAUUUGUCUGAGAACAAAUUGAGACGUUUUAACUUUAAUUUCUACACCCCUUCGAAAUUGAUGGAUCUUUCCAUUAAUAAUAAUAACAUAACGUACAUAUCUGAUGAAAUGCUGGACAUAAUACGAACUAAGUUAUUGGUACUUGAAGUAACCGAUAAUCCUUUGCAGUGUGCAUGCCUGGAUAAAAUAAUACAGUGGAGUGACGCCUUUAAUAUAAGUAUUCCACAGAGGAAAUUGCCAGAGUCCGGCGUCGUUUGUACAGUUCCAAAGACAAAACCAAGCCAGUGUCUUGAAAGAAGUGAUGAUGAUUUCCAUAAGGGAUUCUGGGUUAGUUUUCCACGUGAACGCACACGAUGAUUUUGAAGAAUUAAUUACAAUAGCAUUGUUAUUUGUUAGUUAAUAUAAUAAAAUUUACUCAAAGAUCUCUUGCUACAACAACCAGGGUUUGUUCUGGUUAAGGGAAAGCUGACUAGUUCCCGAUUUUUAAGCUGCCAUUCACAGAUAUUUAAAUUACGUAUGUUUUAGAUAAUGUUUUCUUUGCUUAGUGAAAGACGAGGUGAAAGACUAUAAUUCAUACGCUCUCCAGUGCUGAGGCAAAGCAAAGGGGUGUGUCCAAAAUAAGGAUGUCUGUCUAUCAUGGGAAUCUGCGAAACCAUAGAAGAUAUGACGCUGGUUAUCAAUAAUUUUAAACUUUGCUAAUGAAAUACUGAUCUGCAUUACCAAAAAUGCGCUUUCAUGAUGCAUAUGCUGAUUUACAACUUGUUUAUUACGAAUACAACGAUGUACGGCACACAAAACAACCAGGAUAGCAUAAUCCAUCAGAAAUCAUCAACAAAUGUGUUCCAACACUUCACUAUAAAAUAAAGGCAAUAAAAUAAAUAAAUAAAUAAAAUUUUUUUGUAUCACGAGAAUAUAAUGUGUCAGGUGUUUCCGGUAUUUCCGAGGGGGUAACAUGUUCUCAAAUUUUGUGACAGUAUUGC